Messenger RNA from Thalassophryne amazonica, 1156 nucleotides. Its product is annotated as fucosyltransferase 7. The record is from RefSeq and is a predicted model, not a curated record. NCBI's taxonomy places the organism in Eukaryota, Metazoa, Chordata, Actinopteri, Batrachoidiformes, Batrachoididae. The transcript is spliced from 2 exons. Gene Ontology annotation, cellular component: membrane. Gene Ontology annotation, molecular function: alpha-(1->3)-fucosyltransferase activity. Bases 110 to 1156 code for a protein of 348 amino acids.
UAUAUAUGCGAGAAGGACAAACUCCCACAGGGCAGCAGACGACCCCGUGCCAUAACAGCCAGCUGCAGGACUUUCUCACCACUCUGUCCACGUUUGACCUGGAACACAGAUGACAGCAUUUGGCUCCCGAGUUUUGCUCCUUGCCCCCAUCCUCCUCCUCCUCUGCUUGUCCUCCUUCGUGCUUUACGCCGGCUUCCUGGAGCAGACGUUUUCCCCCAACAAACCUCCAACUGAUGCUCCUCAGAGGAACAUCACCAUCCUCCUCUGGCACUGGCCUUUCGGUCGCUCCUACGGGCUCAGUGGAGACAAAUGCCUGGAGAUGUACAACAUCAGCCAUUGCUUCCUCACGGACAAUAGAUUGGCCUUCUCCGCCGCUGACGUGGUGGUGUUCCACCAUACUGAGCUGAGCAGAGGAUGGUCCUCACUCCCUGUGCACCUGACCCGUCCUCCAUCUCAGCACUGGGUGUGGUUGUCCUUGGAGCCUCCUGUCAAUAACAUGAACCUCAUCCGUUUCAACGGCUUCUUCAACUGGACUAUGACCUACAGACGGGAUGCAGACAUACCCGUCCCGUAUGGUCUGACCCUGCCGGGAGGUGAAGGUCACCAUUAUACGCCUCCUGAAAAUCGCUCCUGCCUCAUCAGCUGGGUAGUGAGCAGAUACCUGCCGGACCAGGCUCGGGCCAGAGUCUACCAGAGUCUGAAGAAACACGUCCACAUCGAGGUGUAUGGUAAGUGGAGCAACAAGCCGCUGUCACACAACAACCUGUUACCCACCAUCAGCCGCUGCCUCUUUUAUUUAGCGUUUGAGAACUCGGAGGCGACGGAUUACAUCACUGAAAAGCUCUGGAGGAACUCUUUCCAAGCAGGGGUGGUUCCAGUGGUUCUAGGCCCCAGCAGAACCACCUAUGAGGCCCUGGCUCCACCUGGAUCCUUCAUCCACGUGGCUGAUUUCAAAAGCACGGCGCACCUGGCUGCGUACUUGAAAAGUUUGUCUUCAGACAGACAGGCGUAUGAGGCGUAUCUUCACUGGCACCGCACCCACAAAAUCAAAACCUACACAGACUGGAGAGAGAGGCUGUGCCAGAUCUGUGUCCGAUACCCCACAUUACCGCCCAACAAGGUGUACGAGGACCUGCAGGGUUGGGUUUACCGUUAG